UUCAGGGAGACAACUUCUUCAGCAUCCGGUCUCACAAUGGCUGCUUCACGCGCUUCGGUUCAGGGUAUGAAGCUUGUGAAACCCAUACUCUCUGUCGACAGCACCGAAGCUCGGAGAAGGGUCCUAAAUUUAUACAAGGCUUGGUAUAGACAUUUACCGUACUUAGUGCGUGAUUAUGAUGUUCCUUUGACUAUAGGAGAAUGUAAAAACAAACUUCGAGAAUUAUUUUUGAAAAACCAACAUGUUACAGAUCUUAGAACUAUCGACGUACUUGUCAUUAAGGGUCAAAUGGAGUUGGUGGAGACCAUGGAAGUCUGGAAACAGAGACAUCAUAUUAUGAAAUAUUUCAGGGAUUCUGAGAACCCUCGACCUGCAGAUUUUCUAUCCAAAUUCUAUGAUGGCAGUGAUUAGUUCCACUUCCAUAAAGUUGCUCUUGUUUUGUAUAUUAACUUUUGUAGGUUUGUUGGGGCAUUGUUUUGUGUAACAAACAAAUAGGCAAUAAACUUAUAUGAAAAAUU
Messenger RNA from Octopus sinensis (East Asian common octopus), 518 nucleotides. RefSeq names its product NADH dehydrogenase [ubiquinone] 1 alpha subcomplex subunit 6. NCBI's taxonomy places the organism in Eukaryota, Metazoa, Mollusca, Cephalopoda, Octopoda, Octopodidae. Gene Ontology annotation, biological process: response to oxidative stress. The record is from RefSeq and is a predicted model, not a curated record. The transcript is spliced from 3 exons. The coding region runs from base 37 to 411 and encodes 124 amino acids.